Molecule: messenger RNA, 1287 nt
Organism: Phyllotreta striolata
Lineage: Eukaryota; Metazoa; Arthropoda; Insecta; Coleoptera; Chrysomelidae
Source: the annotation of a GenBank genome assembly
AUGAUAUUUCACCGGCUACUCGUGAUAUUCGUCGCCGUUCUGCAAGUCUCGCCUUCUUCGAAAUGGAUCCUGGAACUGGGCGACAAUUUCAUCGACGUAAGAAAAGACGGGGGUUAUUGGCUCGUCAAAUUCUACACCCCCUGGUGCGGGCAAUGCAAAAGACUGGAGCCCAUUUGGGCGCACGUCGUGCAAGCCCUUAAAAACACCCACGUCAGAGUCGGAAAAGUCGAUUGUACCAUUUUUCCGAACGUCGGAAAAGCCUUCGAUGUCACCACUUAUCCUACCAUUAAAUUAGUGAAAGCGGACGAUGAUUUCACGUUCGAAGGAGAAAAAACGACGGAAGAAAUCAUCAAUUUCGCGAUCAGAAUGUCCGGGCCGCCGGUGCAGCUGGUCACCCGUCACGAGAGCCUAACGAACAUAAAGAGCAUGAACCAGUUAUUCUUCAUGUACGUGGGCGAGACGGAGGGUUUGCUGUGGAACACCUUCUACGACAUCGCCUCCAAGUUCCAGGCGCACGCCUUUUACUACGCGGCCAGCGAGGAGAUAGCCAGGAAGCACGUGGAUUUGCACAAGUUGCCGGCCGUUUUCGUGCACAAGGAGAACUCCCAUUACGUCUACUCAGUUGCUGAAGGGGACAACGCGAUCGAAGCGGAGCACAUCAACGACACCAUGCACAAGUUCAUAAACGAAGAACGCUUCGAGUCGUUUCCGAAAAUAACCGAGGCGAACAUCAACGAGGUGCUGCGCACCCGGAAGUACAUAGUCAUCGUGGUGGUGGAGGAGAACAAGCUGCUGCAGGUGCCCAAGGAGAUGGUGGAGUUCCGCGACUCAAUCAAAUCGCUGGCAAAGGAGAAGAGGCACGCUUACCACGAUUACUUCCAGUUCGCUUGGACCAACAGCCACGAAUUGGCUAAUAAUAUAGUCAUGCAGAUCGUUCCGUUGCCCUAUUUGAUCGUUUUGAAUUCGACCACUUUGGAGCACCACGUGCCCGAUGAUGAUCCCGUACAAAUGAGCCCGGAUGCCAUCGAGUAUUUCCUGAAGACUAUAUUAGAAGGCACCGCGCCGGUUUAUGGAGGUGAUCAUUUGUCUAUGAGGUUGUAUAGAACUUACUUUAAAGCUAGAACAACGUUGGCGGAUAGGUGGAAGGGAAAUCCGGUACUGACUACAGUACUCUUGGGAUUGCCUUUGGGAUUUUUUACGUUUAUUUUAUAUUCAUGUUGUUGUGCCAAUAUCCUAGACGCUGAUGAAGAUGAGGAAGAAGAUUUGCGGCACGAAAAGAAAGAUUAA